AUGGCAAAGAAAAACACCAACAAGGCCUCUCCCACCCCCAGGGCAAAGAAGAAACCCCCGUCUCCGGGGAUUCAGCCCACAAAUUCCCCACCGAAUCCGCCCGUCUCACCGCCUCCGGGUGGCACAACCCUCUCCCCAAACCCACGUUCCUCCCCCUCUUCCACUCUUCCACCCCCACCUCCUAAUGCUCCCUCUACGAGUCAGGCGACCACGAUCCCAGCCUACACAGAGCAACGGCCUGUCUCGAGACCACCACCGCUCUCGCAGAUAGAGUUCCCGCCUCUCCCGUCGGCGACAAAGUCAACACUAGUGGCCAUAAUCUCUGGCAAACUCACUACGGAGACACGUGCAGCUGCGAUGGCUCCACCUGUGACGAAAUUCCCAUGGGCGAAGCAUCUUCGCGCUUCCUCACGUAAUCUGCCUAGACUUGCCACCCCAUCUUAUUCAGAAGCUGGCAUACCCAGGAAUAUCUCGGCUGAACUGUAUUCCCUCAAGGGCAUUAGCUAUAUAGCAAGUGGCAUUGGCGAACCUUUACACACUGAACGGAUGAGAGUUGAUCCUUCUAGCGUUGGUGAAGCAUGUGUCAAGGUGGAAAUACAGCUUGGGUCGACCCUCCCAGAUUUGGUUGAGAUCGAGGAUGACAAAGGCGGAAUAAUUGGAAUCAAGGUCAAUUACGCAUGGAUUCCUCCCCGAUGCCUGACCUGUGAAUAG
Tarenaya hassleriana is the source of this 711-nucleotide messenger RNA. Its product is annotated as proline-rich receptor-like protein kinase PERK2. The transcript has 2 exons. The record is from RefSeq and is a predicted model, not a curated record. Bases 1 to 711 code for a protein of 236 amino acids. NCBI's taxonomy places the organism in Eukaryota, Viridiplantae, Streptophyta, Magnoliopsida, Brassicales, Cleomaceae.